Elgaria multicarinata webbii is the source of this 591-nucleotide messenger RNA. RefSeq names its product galectin-related protein A-like. The transcript is spliced from 4 exons. Bases 5 to 562 code for a protein of 185 amino acids. NCBI's taxonomy places the organism in Eukaryota, Metazoa, Chordata, Lepidosauria, Squamata, Anguidae. The record is from RefSeq and is a predicted model, not a curated record. Gene Ontology annotation, molecular function: carbohydrate binding.
CCUUAUGAUAUCCUCUCUUUAUUCUGGCUCUUUUGUUUGUUUUGUAUAUAUCCAAGAAAAGAAAAGAAAACCAUUUUCUGUAGACUUCUCAGGAGGCAUGAGUGUACCAGGUCAAAAUAAGAUGUCAGAAAAUGAUGGGAGCACAAACGUGGAGAGAUAUGUUGGUGAAAUUAAGGGCGGACUGAGGCCAACAAUGAAAAUCACAAUCAUGGGUGUAAUAUGCCCGAACCCCAAAAGUUUUUCAGUGACUUUGCUCUGUGACCCCAUGAAUGAUCAGACAAGCGAGGAUGUUGGGCUAUUACUUCUAGUCAGUUUUAUUGAGAAAUCCAUUGUCCGAAAUUCACGGAUUGCUGGGAAAUGGGGUAAAGAGGAAAAGACAAUUCCUUAUUUCCCAUUUACAGCAGAGGAUUCAUUUAAGAUGGAGCUCUUAUGUGAGCACCAGCAGAUUCGGGUCCUGCUUGAUGGACGUCAGCUUUGCAGUUUCAGUCACCGUGUGCAGCCUAUGCAAAGAGUUACCGCUUUACAUAUCUCAGGAGACCUCAAGCUCACAAAGGUGGCAUGAAGAAAGGAAUAAAGAACCCCAUAUUGUGA